This is a messenger RNA of Aspergillus fumigatus Af293, 924 nucleotides long. RefSeq lists its product as uncharacterized. Lineage: Eukaryota; Fungi; Ascomycota; Eurotiomycetes; Eurotiales; Aspergillaceae. The record is from RefSeq and is a predicted model, not a curated record.
AUGGAGACCGCGGCGGAGGUGAUUCUGCGACCCGUCCCUCCCCUUACCCAGGUAAACGGUACGCGCUAUGUCUCCAACUCAUCUGAGGUUAUCUCCUUACGGUUUUUCCAUGAAUGGCAGAGCUUUAAACAGGAUGUUCUCGAAGCAUCUGCUUCUUUAGAUCUUAGCCAUCCUGUUCCGUACACGGAUGAUGUGUCAGAAAACUACGUCGUUGGAAGCGAACUUGGGUUAAUCGGAAGGUUCUCCAAGAAUGUCUGUGAUCCAGUUUCGAAGGUGUUUGCCACUACUUGCCUCUCUCACUUGAAGUUCGGUGAUUAUCAGUCCGCUGCAGGACCAACGGACACAAGUCAAGUACCUGGUAUCACUAUGUUCAAUACAACAGGACCACCUCGCCCCGCGGCUGUCGGCGAACUCAAGUCUUUCUGGACAGUUGAACUCGAGGACUAUUCAAUUCGCGAAGGCUACCAGCGGUUAAUUGGCAUCCAGCAUCACAUUGCCCAACUCGUCAAGUACAUGCGGUCGAGUAAGCUUAAGUUUGGAUUUCUGUCGACAUACGAGUGGACGAUCUUCAUUCGCAGAACGGGUCCUUGCCAUUUUGACAUGUCGUUACCUAUUGCAAGAGACGCGUCGAACCCCAGUCUCCGGCAAUGCUUGUUAGCGCUAGGUGUACUGGCUUCCAGAGAUUGGAAAUUCAUUGAACCUCCUGACUUCAACAUCGCUCAGGUAAGUUUCCGAGGUAGUAAUAGCGGCAAUCUUCUAACAUCAGACCCUAGCUCCGCAUUCCGACGGGCCCUUCACGCCAAGCGUCCGUCCGUCCGUCCACUUUCCGGAACCAAAUCGGUACCAAGGAGGAGAUAUCGGACAUGCUUGGCUCGUCGUCAAUCCUCUACGGGGGCGAAAACGGUGCUGCAACAACGUUCGUAA